This is a messenger RNA of Pteronotus mesoamericanus, 616 nucleotides long. It is a transcript of the gene MSC, whose product is annotated as musculin. The transcript has 2 exons. Bases 1 to 597 code for a protein of 198 amino acids. The record is from RefSeq and is a predicted model, not a curated record. Gene Ontology annotation, molecular function: protein dimerization activity; DNA-binding transcription factor activity, RNA polymerase II-specific; RNA polymerase II transcription regulatory region sequence-specific DNA binding. Gene Ontology annotation, biological process: skeletal muscle tissue development; regulation of transcription by RNA polymerase II. Lineage: Eukaryota; Metazoa; Chordata; Mammalia; Chiroptera; Mormoopidae.
AUGUCCACCGGCUCGGUGAGCGACCCGGAGGACCUGGAGUUGCGGGGGCUGCAGCGGGGGUACCAGGUCCCCGCCUCCAAGAGGCCGCCCCUCCGCGGCGCAGAGCGCAGCUACAUCUCGCCCAGUGACAACUCCUCGGCGGAGGAGGAAGACCCCGACGGCGAGGAGGAGCAGUGCGCUCUGGGCGAGGCGGGCGGCGCGGGAGGCUGUAAGAGAAAACGGCCUCGUGUAGCUGGGGGCGGCAGCGGCAAGAAGCCCCUCCCGCCCAAGGGCUCUGCGGCCGAGUGCAAGCAGUCGCAGAGGAACGCGGCCAACGCCCGAGAGCGCGCCCGAAUGCGCGUGCUGAGCAAAGCCUUCUCAAGGCUCAAGACCAGCCUGCCCUGGGUGCCUCCCGACACCAAGCUUUCUAAACUGGACACGCUCCGACUGGCUUCCAGCUACAUCGCGCACCUGCGGCAGCUUCUGCAAGAGGAUCGCUACGAGAACGGCUACGUGCACCCCGUGAACCUGACGUGGCCAUUUGUUGUCUCAGGACGACCCGACUCUGACACCAAAGAAGUUUCCGCUGCCAGCAGACUCUGUGGGACCACCGCUUAGAUCGAACUUGACUUGAACU